UAACGAAUGACAUGCUCACAGGCAAGCUCGUUGAGAGUGCACAUUUGAACCGGAGUGCGUGACGUUACCCAGCUUGAAUUGCUUUCUAACGCGCAGCUUUGGUGAGACAGCAAAUGCUGAACUAAUAGGAGCUCUGCCACGCAUGACCGAGCUCUCCGCUGAGACGAGGCAGAGACGUUGCGUACUCUCUGCAUCCGGGACUUUCUCUUCUUUUUCCUAAAGACCCAGCCUUUUGGGUCAGCGACACAAUGCAGCAGGAUUCCAUUCAAAAAGCUACCAGCGUCGACAUAAUCCCGCAGAGAAAGGGUAGCUUCCUCAGGCCUGUCACAGUAAGGGGUGACAGCUUUCGCAGUGAGCUUGAUGGAAGCGGCAAAGCAGGCAAACCUCCGAGACCUAUCUCAACUGGAUCCCUGAGGCCUAUAUCUACCGGCACAUCGACAGUCCACUGGCCAUCUUCGCCAGCGGCUAGGAGCUCCUAUCAACCAGAAUGGGCCCAAGACACAGAAAACGUGCUGUUGCCUGCAGCGACUGUGGACGACCAUGGAUCACCAGAAGAUCUCAAGGAUAUGCUCAGGAUGGGUAGGACGCAGGAGAUGAGAAGAGUAUUCAGACAAUUCUCCCUGAUAUCUUUUGGUUGUUUGUCGCAAUGUACCUGGGAGUUCGUGCUACUCAACAACAAUCAAGCUUUACAGGCAGGAGGUCCAGCUCUGUUGUUUUGGUCCUAUAUAUGGUCGUUCGCCGGAUCGUUGCUAGUCACGGCAUCGCUUGCUGAAAUGUGUUCCAUGGUACCGUCUUCAGGAGGCCAGUACGUAUGGGUCUCUGAGUUCGCCGACAAGCGCUGUCAAUCGUUCCUGUCAUAUAUCGCUGGAUACAUGACGCUCAUCGGAUGGCAGUGUGGCAACGCCUCCGGCAUAUUUCUGACAGGCUCUCUGAUUCAAUGCAUCAUUACCAUCUAUCGCCCAGAAAACGGAGCAAUCAUGUGGCAGACGGUUGUAUUCCUCCUACCUUGUGUUGCGUUCGUUAUUCUGGUCAACAUUUACGGCGGACGUGCAAUGGCAAUCUCGCAGAACAUCUCGAUGUCCGUGCAUAUUCUAGCGUUGAUCGCAGUCGUUGUGAUCAUGUGGGUACUCUCACCACAUAUACCGACGGGUAGGGCGCUGUUUCGAAUCGAAAACACAGAGUGGUCAAGCACUGCGUUAGCAAUGCUUGCUGGUCAAGCAAACAUGAACUACAGCUGUUCUUAUUCCGACUCGCCGGUGCAUCUUUCCGAAGAGGUGCAGGAUGCAGCAAUUGUUGUGCCGAAGGUCAUUAUGCGAAGCCUGUGGAUCAGCGGAAUCUGUGGUCUUCUCGUCGUGGUGACCUUUGUGUUUUGCAUCCCAAGUGUUGCAGAUGCUCUUAGUCAUCCGACAGGCUACUCGUUUCUGUAUGUUAUGCAGUUGUCGGUUCCAAAUGGCGUCAUCGUGUGCGUGUUGUUGGUACUGCUUGGUCUUGUAGGCUCGAGCAGUAUCGGUUUUGCAGCAGCGACUGCAAGAAUUACGUAUGCAUUUGCAAGAGAUCAAGGUCUUCCGUUCUCACAGUGGAUCGGGAAGGUCAACAAGAAUCGCAAUAUACCAAUAAAUGCCGUGCUACUCACUGCUGCAGUCAGUGUACUGUUAUCACUGAUCAACCUCGGAUCGUCAUCCGCAUUUUAUGGAAUUGUGACACUUGGACAAGCAGCACAAUCGCUAUCGUACAUAUUGGCGAUCGCAAGUGUACUCUACCGCCGCAUCAAAUCGCCAGAAACACUGCCAAAAGCACGCUGGAGUCUUGGAGGGUACUGGAGGCCUGUGAUCAUCAAUACGCUUGCAAUCACCUUCUCGAUGAACAGCUUCAUUUGGUCGUUUUCACCACCGACUUUGCCAGUGACAUCGACGAACUUCAAUCCGUCAGGGGCGUUGUUUGUUGGCGCUUUGGUUCUGAUGAUGGCAACGUACUUUCUUCGAGCCAAGCGCUUGUAUGUGCCACCGGUGGCGCGUACCAGAGACACCCCCAAUUGGAAUCUGAGCCAUCUCAGCACUGGGCAGAAUGUUCAGUUCUUGACGAUUCCAGAGGAAUUUUGAAAAGUACUAAGAUGUAGUAGUGCCAUAACUCUCUUGAGAAUAUCUGCAGAAACCGUUUUGAGCGAAUGACGCGAAAUGUGCUGCACUUCCGUUUGUUGCUUUUGGUUGACCAUAAGCGAGCCAUAGAGCAGAUGUAAGGUCUUGGAGAGAAACGAGUCGAAUCUGCUGUUAGUCCUAGUUCUUCCAAUGGCUCGUAUUAUAUGCUGGUCAUGGCUGUUCAAGGUUGUCCGAUCGAUGUCGACAUAAC
Molecule: messenger RNA, 2346 nt
Organism: Aureobasidium pullulans EXF-150
Lineage: Eukaryota; Fungi; Ascomycota; Dothideomycetes; Dothideales; Saccotheciaceae
Product: amino acid transporter
Exons: 10
Coding region: 249-2099 (616 amino acids)
Biological process (GO): transmembrane transport
Cellular component (GO): membrane
Molecular function (GO): transmembrane transporter activity
Source: RefSeq, a predicted model, not a curated record